GGGCUUUUCGUGGAGCUCAUUUUCCAAUUUGCUUUCCGCCGCACAGCAGCAGCAGUCGCUAGAGCAACAACAUGGCGGGGUCGAGCAACAAGUUUAUGACCAUCGAAGACUUCAAGGCGGCGUUCUCGCUCUUCUGCUCUGUUUGCGGCGUCGGCUCGCUCGGUCUCCCGGGCAACUAUGCGCGCGCCGGCUACUUUUGGGCGUCGUUUGGCUUCUUCUUCAUGGCGGCCGUCAACACGUACGCGACGUGGUGCAUCGCCAAGGUGAUGCUUGUCGCGCCUCAAACCGUCUUUACGUUUGGCGAUCUCGCCGAGUGGAGCAUGGGCAAGGGUGGUCGCUAUGUCACGACGCUCGCCCAGACCGUCAUGUGCACGCUUCUUCCGAUCGUCUUCCUCGUCCUCGGCGGGUCGCUCCUCGUCGUGCUCUUCCCCAUGUCGUUCUCGCAGACGACAUGGAUCGUGCUCAUGGGCAUCACGCUCCUGCCUGUCUGCCUCAUCCCGACGCUCAAGGAAGGCGCUGGCGCCGCCGCCGCUGGGUGCCUUGGCACGAUCUUUGCUGACGGCAUUGCGCUCUACCUCCUCAUCACCAACAUGCAAGACGUCAACCCCACGGGUAUCUCGCCGCCAGGCCCGGAGAUUGGCUUUGAGCAGGUCACGACCGUCUUUGGCAACCUCGCGCUCGCGUACGGUGCUGGUAUCAUGAUCCCGACGCUUCUCCGCGAGCACUCGGAGCCCGAGCGCCUCCCGAAGCUCAUUCUGAUCACGAUGUUUGUCAUUUGCAGCUUCUUCCUCCUCGUCUCGAUCCUCGGCGUCUUCUCGACGGGCUGCCAAACGCCCGGCAACCUCCUCUUCUCGAUCGCCAACCCGGCGCUUGGCUUUACGGCGGACCGCGGCUUUGUGAUCCUCUCGUUCCUCUUCAUGCAGCUCCACAUCACGAUCGCAUUCGCCGUCGUCAUCUUCCCCGUCUUCCAGAUCAUGGAGCGCAUCUUCCUCAAAAUGCACAUCUACGAGCUGGACGCGCCUGCUGCGUCCGCCAAUGACAUUGAGACGCCCGCGAUUGACGCUGUCGGCACGUCGUUCCAGGACGAGAAGACCCUGGUCGUCAACCACAUCGACCCUGCGGACGCGUACAAGGUGCCGGGUGCCUACUUCAAGGCCGCGACGCUCCGCACAAUCAUGGUCGUGCUCUGCGUCGUUGUCGCCGUCAUCUGGAAGGACCACCUCGGCGCGCUCAUGGACUUUGUCGGCGCGUCGUCGUCGUGCACGGUGUGCAUGAUCCUCCCGAUCAUCUUUUACAACAAGACGUUCUGGACGACGACGUCGAUUGCGGAGAAGGCGGUCGGCGCCGUCUUCGUCCUCGUCACGGUCUUCCUCGCCAUCUACGUGUCCAUCAACACGGGCAAGGAGCUCUUUGCGCCGCAGACCAAGGACGCGUCGAUCCUCUUCCCGCUCUGCCCGGCCAACUACCAGAAGGUCGUCUUCACCAACACGACGCACUUUGCGCCGGCCCGCGCGCUCUUUGGCUACUAAACAGUCUCGGAGCCGCGUUAUGUUAUGUAGUCUACUAGCCACGGAAGCUGUAUAUCUUUAUCGAACACCAACACAGUCGAUUUUUGUGUCUUCGUCAGAGU
Messenger RNA from Saprolegnia parasitica CBS 223.65, 1630 nucleotides. RefSeq lists its product as hypothetical. Gene Ontology annotation, cellular component: vacuolar membrane. Gene Ontology annotation, biological process: amino acid transmembrane transport. Bases 72 to 1529 code for a protein of 485 amino acids. The transcript has a single exon. Lineage: Eukaryota; Oomycota; Saprolegniomycetes; Saprolegniales; Saprolegniaceae. Gene Ontology annotation, molecular function: amino acid transmembrane transporter activity. The record is from RefSeq and is a predicted model, not a curated record.